Messenger RNA from Balaenoptera musculus (blue whale), 1718 nucleotides. Its product is annotated as 17-beta-hydroxysteroid dehydrogenase type 6. Gene Ontology annotation, molecular function: oxidoreductase activity. Bases 232 to 1263 code for a protein of 343 amino acids. The transcript has 5 exons. NCBI's taxonomy places the organism in Eukaryota, Metazoa, Chordata, Mammalia, Artiodactyla, Balaenopteridae. The record is from RefSeq and is a predicted model, not a curated record.
UAUCAUGUGGGAUCUUGCACAGUGUAUAGAUGCACAGUGUUCUUGAUAAGAAUUUUAUAACAAACACAGAAGUGAUUUUCUUCACACUGUUUCUUUUCUUCUUCUCUUUUUAAUCAAAGCGGUGUUUUUAUUUUUCUAGUUUGAGUUGAGAACACACAGGUGGAUGGUUCAAUGAAUUUUCACAAAAUUAGUACUUCUGUUACAGCCACACAGGUCAAGUAAUAGAACAUUAUGAGCACUGUAAACAACCCACUAAUACCUUUCUCAAUCGUGGACCCCUACCUCCUCCCCAAAGGAGGUCCCCUCACCAUGUGGCUGUACCUGGCGGUCCUCGUGGGCCUGUACUACCUCCUGCGCUGGUACCGGGAGAGGCAGGUGGUGAGCCACCUCCAGGACAAGUUCGUCUUCAUCACGGGCUGUGACUCAGGCUUCGGGAACCUGCUGGCCAGGCAGCUGCACCUGCGAGGCUUGAGGGUUCUGGCUGCGUGUCUGACGGAGCAGGGGGCCGAGCAGCUGAGGAACCAGACAUCAGACAGGCUGGAGACAGUGACCCUGGAUGUCACCAAGACUGAGAGCAUCGCUGCGGCCACUGAGUGGGUGAAGGAGCGUGUGGGGGACAGAGGGCUCUGGGGUCUGGUCAACAAUGCAGGCACUUUUCACCCACAUGGCUACACUGAGUGGCUGAAGAUUGAGGCCUAUAUGAAUACCCUCAAAGUGAACCUCAUUGGUUUGAUAGAGGUGACCUUGAGCAUGCUUCCCUUGGUAAGGAGAGCACAGGGGAGGAUUGUCAAUGUCUCCAGCAUUCUGGGAAGAAUUGCUUUCUUUGGAGGAGUCUACUCUUCCACCAAGUAUGGAGUGGAAGCCUUUUCAGAUAUUCUGAGGCGUGAGCUUCAACAUUUUGGGGUGAAAAUCAGCAUAGUUGAACCUGGCUACUUCAGAACAGGAAUGACAGAUAUGCAGAAGUCCUCAGAGGCAGUGAAACAAGUCUGGAAAGAAGUCCCUGUGCAUAUUAAGGAGUCCUAUGGACAGAAGUUUUUUGAUACCUAUCACGAUCUCCUGAAACAAGGGAUGUUGAGUUGUAGCACAAACCUGAACCUGGUUACUGACUGUAUGGAACAUGCCCUGACAUCUGUGCAUCCCCGCACUCGAUACUCAGCUGGCUGGGAUGCUCAGUUUUUCUUCAUCCCUCUAUCUUAUUUACCUACAUCACUGGCAGACUACAUAUUGACUAGAUCUUGGCCCAAACCAGCCCAGGCAGUCUAAAGAAAACUGGUUGGUGGCUCUUGAAAUGAAGAAGACAAAAAUCUGAAAUUGAUUGCUAGUGUCCCAAUAAUCUUUAUGUAUCAUCUAUACUUUUUGUAACAAUAAGCUUUCUUGCCUAAACUCAUUUAUCUGGCACCAGCAGAGAACCAGUAGGUUUUUAUUCCAGAUAUCCAAAGCUUACUCCUUUAGGUGAUGAAUCUUUACUAUUUUAACCAUUUUUUGAUGAUAGUAUUUCCAAAAGGCAUCAAUCUUCCUUGCCCUAUUAAACAGAGUAGACUAGAAACAACUUAGCUUGUUUUGAUGUUAUUUUUUAAUGUAAAAGAGUAGCUGUUCUGUGCUGUGAUAAACUAUUGCUCAGGGACUGUUGAGAAAUGUGGGUCUGUUUAUCCUUAACUUGAAAUGGGUCUAUACUUUGGUACUUUUAAUAAAUGUUUAAUUUUGUUUUCUCCUCCCUA